CUCUACUGCAGCCAUAGGCUGCAUUAAACUGCAGUUGAAAAUACUUGGGAUCGGAGGUUGAAUCCAUUGAUUUUUGACGAUGUAACUCCUCUCUGCAAGGUUACGGCGACAGUUGAAUAAAAAACCCCUUCAUUUUGUGUAUAACCACCGCAAAAAGGGCAUAUGUGCUCCUCGCCGCUUGAUUUCCGACUCGCGGUGCUCAGUGUUGUCGGGGUAAUAGAGUCCGUUUCAGCUGCACUGCAUCAACAUGGGUGUGAUCGGUGUGCAGCUGGUGGUUACCAUGGUAAUGGCCAGUGUAAUUCAGAAAAUCAUACCUCAUUAUUCCUUCGCAAGAUGGCUACUCUGCAGUGGCAGUCUGCGGUGGUAUCAGCACCCUACGGAAGAUGAGUUGAGGAGCUUAGCUGGGAAACAAAAAGGACAGAAGAGGAAAGACAGGAAGUACAACGGUCAUAUAGACAGUAAGCCGCUAACCGUCCCCAAGGACAUCGACUUACAGCUGGAGACGAAAUGCAUCACAGAAGUCGACACGUUAGCAUUGCACUACUUCCCAGAGUUCCAGUGGCUGGUGGAUUUCACUGUAGCGGCAACUGUGGUCUAUCUCAUAACAGAACUCUACUAUAAUGUGGCUCAGCCCUCAGGAGAGAUGAACAUCAGUGUGGUUUGGUGCCUGCUAGUACUCACUUUUGUCAUUAAAAGUCUUUUCUCUCUAACGGCCCACUACUUCAAGCUGGAGGAAGGAGGCGAGCGUUCACUCUGCAUUACUUUUGCUUUCUUCUUCUUUGUCAAAGCCAUGGCCAUUCUCAUCGUCACUGAAAACUACCUGGAGUUUGGUCUGGAGACAGGUUUUGCAAACUUCUCUGACAGUGCUCUACAGUUUCUGGAGCACCAGGGCUUAGAGUCCCAGGGUCCCAUAUCUAAGCUCACCUUCAAGCUGAUCUUGGCCCUGCUGUGCUCCCUGAUUGGAGCAUUUCUAACUUUCCCUGGUCUACGAUUGGCCCAGAUGCACCUAGAUGCACUCAAUCUCACCACAGCCAAAUUUACACAGACUCUGCUUCAUAUCAACUUCCUGGCCCCUCUUAUCAUGGUCCUGCUGUGGGUGAAGCCCAUUACCAAGGACUACAUAAUGAAUCCCACUCUGGGAAAGGAGAGUGUGCCUUUGAUGACUGAGCAGACGUAUGAUACGUUACGGUUAUGGGCCAUCAUACUGAUGUGUAUGCUCCGGCUCGCUAUGAUGAGACAUCAUUUGCAGGCCUACCUCAACCUGGCCCAGAAGGGUGUGGACCAGAUGAAGAAGGAGGCUGGACGGAUAAGUACCGUUGACCUGCAGAAGAUGGUUGCACGUGUUUUUUACUACUUGUGUGUAAUUGCACUACAGUAUGUUGCACCGCUGGUGAUGCUGUUGCAUACAACUUUGCUGCUAAAAACCUUAGGUGGACACUCCUGGUGGGUCUAUCCUGAAGAAGACCUGCCUUGUACCCAUGAAAUGAACUCUGACUCUGUGAUGGGGGCAGCCCCAACGCCAGCUUCAGUGGUAGAAACAGGAGCCCGGGCGUCAGUAGCCCAGCUGUCAGUGGCCCUGGGAGGCUUGCGGACUGUCUUCAGCCCCUUGCUGUUCCGGGGCCUCUUUUCCUUCUUUACUUGGUGGAUUGCUGCCUGCCUCUUCUCCACCUCUCUUUUUGGCCUCUUCUACCAUCAGUAUCUCAUGGCGGCAUAGCGUUGCAAACCCAGCAGUUCGACUUGAUCAGAAAGGACUGAGUGGGGGUAACAGAAGCAUAUUCUGCUCCAUGACUCUCAAUCACUCACUCCCUCCCUCCCUCCAACCACGUCACAAUGACUGACCAUAUCGUUAGAGCUCCUGGUUCAACUUCCAGUGCUUCCUCCACAGAUGACUCUGUGAACUCUUGUCAUUGUUUUUACUACUACUACAACUACCUUUUUAAUUUGGAGAGAAAGAUUUAUAAACCUUAAAAACAGAUUGACUAAAGUAUGAGUUUGAAGAAUAGUAAUCCGUGUUAGUGGUGUGUUGGCAUAGUAAUGACAAUUCGGUCCAGUUUGCUGUAUGAAAUUUGAAUGACAUGAGGUGAAAGACUAUCUCAGAGGCUCAUUACAAUUUAUUUUACAUGGUGAAACAUAGUGUGGCCCUUCUGCUCAGCUCCACCAGUUUUAGAGAAGCCAGUGAGGAGAGUUUAAUGUUAAUGCACCUGAUCACAAGAGUUUCAUCCAUCAACAUCUUCAGGUUCAUGAUGUCUUUUAUUUUAGAAAGCUCAAAGGGUAGCUUCUUGAGACUUCAUGCAUGUCAAUAGGAGUCAGAUUUCAGACUGUUGUCCUCCUGUUUAAAUUUCCUCUGUCUUCAGUGGUCACUAAGGCUCCUUUUAAACUAGUAUUGACAAUGAAUUACAUCACACUUAUCCAGGUAAAACUUCUGGGGUUGCUCUGCAUGACUGCAUACAUGCUGUUAGGUUUAAGUAUGUAUGUGCAUGGCCUUGACAUUACUGUAAGAGUCAUGCAACAGCCUAUAUUCCAGUUUGUAUCACAGUCCCUGAUGGAUCCAAUUUCACACAGUGAUACAUACAUGAAGCUACAUUUAGCUUCAUAUAAUAUCAUGGAUGCUAAUGUGUGACUUCAUAUUAGCCUAAAAUCACACUAACUAAUUUUUUCCUUGUAUAACACUGACAACUGUUAUACGUGUGCCCAUGUUUGUCUUGUGAUCAAACCUUAAAAAUAUGUGUAUUCAAACAAGAUAGCUUGUUUCACUUAUAGGUCUAAAUUCCGUUGACCACGGACCACAGACGAGUCUGAGAGAGUCUUAAAAUUUCGUAGCAAGGACCAAUGUGUCACUGUUUGUUAGAAGAGCAUGUGGGGCUGCCUAUGGAUAUUGCCAGAAUAUCUGGUUGGGUAUAGCUGUGGGCUCACCAGAGUUGGAGAGUGGACAACUGCAGAAGAGUUGAGGAGGAAGAGGAGAUGCUAAACACGUGGGUAGACAUCUUAUUGACUUGAAGCUGUUGUAUUUAAAAUGUGUGCAGUUGAACUUGCCAUAAACAUCACACUGCCAUAGAGGACAAACUUGUGUUUUUAAAUGAAAGGCGUUCCAACAGAUUUGUGAUGUUCAAUUUGCAUUGUAACCUCCCUGGUUUUAACUGAGCCAUUUUAGAAGCAAUGAGAGAAUUUGAGUGUUGGGGGGGGGGGUUGCGCGGUAGUGAUUAUUUUAAAGGCAGGACCGCACUGAGGGCUCAGUCAAGAUAUGUGCUUGUGUCCAUGUGUCUGUCUGUAUGUACAGGAUCUCUGCUGUAGGUCAGCUGUAACCUGAAAGGGCAUUGUGAUGAGGAGAUGAUUUCAACAACUGUUGAUAAGCUACCACCAUGUUCUGCUUUCCUUUUUACCCAUCUAUAACAAUCUAUUGUUUUUAUUUAAUUUUUUUGUAAUGGAUCAAAUAGUUGGUUUUUUUUUUCAAUGGUGCCAAGUGAGUAUGUUCCCCUGUCCCAAUGUCUGUAGAUUUGGUGUCUGCUAGUGUUUGAAAUUGCAACUCUGUGGCCUUCUGUUUUUUGUAGUUCCAUCUUGAUUAGGAGGGAAUCACAAGCUCUGGUUCACAACAGGAUAUAACGGUAUUUACAGUGUAUUCGCAUACUGUAGUUUUGGUGGGUAAAUGUACGCACAAACAGUCAUUGUGCUGAUAAAGCACUGGGCCAAUGAUUGUCCACUCUAUUCAGGAAUGUAGGGUACAUGGUGCGAGAUCAAUUACAGAUCACACAAUCCUGUGAUUCCCUGGCAUUUCAUGUUGUCAUUACAUUUAAUAUAUCAUACAGCUGUAAUUUCUGAAUUCCAGCACUGUUUUUUGUUCAGGACACAUUUUACAGAGUCGAGCAGCACCAUAUCACAUUUGUAAGCUCCUGAUGUUGAAGGUCUUAGCUCAGUUUUUGUCUGUUUUUAAAUGAUGGGGAAUAUGCACAUAAUGAAUGUAUCAGUCCUGCCUAAUUUCUAGAUUGUUUUCAUGAACAUAAUUUGUGUGGUUAAUUGAUUUAACAUCCCCCACCCCCUGCACUUCCUUACCUUUUUAAUUAUCUACUACCACCUGUUAAAUCUACCUUUAAAUCUAAAUCUAAUUUGUCCUAAUGACUAUUGUUAUUGAUUGAUCUUUUGGUUUUGUAUUUAUUACAUGUUGAGGCCUGUAAACAUUUCUAAUUUAACAGCAAAACACUUCAUUUGUUAUUGGAGUACAUGAAGACUUCAAGUCAGUUUUGAAAUUCUUUGACAAAUCAGUUACAGAUUACUUCUUGUUAAUGGUCUGGUCUAAGAAGUUGGUAUACUUUCAGAAUUCAGUGGCCUGAUGAGGCAUUGUUUCUUCUGUUUGUUAACGCUGAAAGUGUUUUUAUUAUUCAUUGUUGGGUUCACAAAGUAAAUUACACACAUUGUUGUCAUGUAUUUAUUUCUGCUUAGAUUUUGUCUUAAAUAAAUUAUGUUCUUUUUAUCUUUAUGCUUAAUUGGCUCGACUUCCUAACAGGUACAUUUACAAAACUGUAGAUGCGUUUGGCACUUUAGGUAUGUGUAUGUUGUAUAGUCUUCUGGUAAAUUCAAAGCAAUUUCUAGAAGCAUAUGUUUUUAGUGUUGAAAGAAGUGCUCAUAAUUGUGUCAGCUUAUAGCCCUAGGAAGUAGAAAUAUCACAUGGGUUUCUUGGUCACUGUCAUUCAGUGCUGCAGAUGACCAAAGAGAAAAGCUGAAUUAAUAACUUUGAGUUUUGUAAGUCAAUAAACCACAAUGACAGCAAGUCACUAUUGCUAUUGGCCCAUAUAAGAGAAUGACCAACAACUUCAGAUAUCAUGCCUCACCAAAGACUCGUUUUUAAAAUUGUUGGUUUGUUGUCUCGGUCUGUCGCUCUUUGUUGAAUCUCUCUCUCCUUUCUUCCAAAUCAUGCCAACAGGAGUAAAAGUUCUUGAAAUAUGAUUGAAAACAAAAAGUACAUUUUUGGAGUGCUGUGUUUUAAAUUGUUCUCUUGUUUUAGCUAGUUCUGUACUAAAACACAUGGAAACAUCCAACAGGCAAAUAUGAGUUUUAUUUUUACAGGAAUGAAGACGAUUUGGCUGAUUCGAAACAGAGUCAGAGUGUGGAACACUGUUAAAUAAUAAAUAAUGUAAAGUGGU
Molecule: messenger RNA, 5135 nt
Organism: Micropterus salmoides (largemouth bass)
Lineage: Eukaryota; Metazoa; Chordata; Actinopteri; Centrarchiformes; Centrarchidae
Gene: tmem161b
Product: transmembrane protein 161B
Exons: 12
Coding region: 248-1714 (488 amino acids)
Source: RefSeq, a predicted model, not a curated record